Messenger RNA from Acanthisitta chloris (rifleman), 1661 nucleotides. RefSeq names its product transmembrane protein 151B (gene TMEM151B). NCBI's taxonomy places the organism in Eukaryota, Metazoa, Chordata, Aves, Passeriformes, Acanthisittidae. The annotation marks the transcript as partial. The transcript is spliced from 2 exons. The record is from RefSeq and is a predicted model, not a curated record.
CCUACUGACUCCUCUCUUGUUUUCUCUCCCCUUCUCCCCGGUCACCUGGAGCAGCAGCGGCCAGUGAAGCAGUCUCUCAGCAAGUCCCUGUGCCGAGAGUCCCACUGGAAAUGCCUGCUGCUGUCCCUCCUCAUGUACGGCUGCAUGGGAGCCAUGACCUGGUGCCACGUCACCAAGGUGACCCGGCUGACCUUUGACAGCGCUUACAAGGGCAAGUCCAUGAUGUACCACGACAGCCCCUGUUCCAACGGCUAUGUCUACAUCCCUUUGGCUUUCCUGGUGAUGCUCUACGUGGUGUACCUCGUGGAGUGUUGGCACUGCUACACCCGCAAUGAGCUGCAGUACAAAGUAGACGUGGAGAGUGUGCACGAGCGUGUGCAGCGAAUGCAGCAGGCAACUCCCUGCAUCUGGUGGAAGGCCAUCAGCUACCACUAUGUCCGCAGGACCCGGCAGGUUACCCGCUACCGCAACGGGGAUGCCUACACCACCACCCAGGUGUACCAUGAGCGGGUCAACACCCACGUGGCAGAGGCUGAGUUUGAUUAUUCCAAUUGUGGAGUUAAGGACAUCUCCAAGGACCUCAUUGACCUGGAGAGCUACCCAGCCACACGGCUCCGCUUCACCAAGUGUUUCAGCUUCGCCAAUGUGGAGUCGGAGAACUCUUACCUGACCCAGCGGGCCCGCUUCUUCACGGAGAACGAGGGCCUGGAUGACUACAUGGAGGCCAGGGAGGGGAUGCACCUCAAAAAUGUGGACUUCAAGGAAUACAUGGUGGCCUUUUCUGACCCAGAUAACCUACCUUGGUACGUAUCUCACUAUGUCUUCUGGGUGGCGGCUCUGCUGACCUUAUCCUGGCCCUUGCGGGUGCUAAAUGAGUACCGCACCUCCUAUGUCCAUUACCACGUGGAGAAACUCUUUGGGUUCGACUACGUGGCGGUGACACCGGCCGAGGAGCGCUCCUUCUGCCGGAGGAUGCCCCGUGUCAACACAGUGGACAGCACUGAGCUGGAGUGGCACAUACGAUCCAACCAGCAGCUGGUGCCCAGCUACUCGGAAGGGGGCUACCGGCAGAACUGCGAGCGAUGCCACAGGACUAUAAGCAGCUCCUCCAUCUUCUCCCGCAGUGCUCUGAGCAUCUGCAAUGGCAGUCCCAGGAUUCCCUUCAGCAGCAGCCGCUUCUCCCUGGGCCGCCUGUACGGCUCACGACGCAGCUGCCUCUGGCAGAGCCGGAGCGGGAGCCUGAAUGAGCAGAGCUGCCCCACGGAGCAGACUCGCCUCUCCAGCCAGGUGACUGUGGAGGAGGAAGACCCCCCUCCUUACCAGGAUGCCCUCUACUUCCCUGUCCUCAUCGUACACCGCAAUGAAGGCUGCCUGAACCACGACCACCGUCACCUCCACCGCAACGGGUCCUGCGUGGAGACCUCACUGUGAAAGCAGAGGGCGGUGAGAUCUCAUUGUCCAUUACCUGGCCUGAGCCAGUGCAGGAUUUGGGGAGAGGAGCACAGGGAGAGAGCCUAGGAGAACAUCAGGAUGGAGUGAACAUGGCAUCUCGCUCCAACAGCCAGCAAAAGCUCCCCCUGCUGUGGCUCUGACCUCCCAGAGGGGUGGGUGCCGAUGCUCCCCCUGACAUGGCACGCAACUCCAGACCAACCACCACUUGC